AUGUCUAAGCCCCGUAUUGUCGAUCCAAAGGCCAUCAAGGCCUUUGGCUUGACGCAAAUCUAUACCCCGCGCGAUAAUCCAACGAUCGAUAUCGUCUUCGUUCACGGUCUCAACGGCCAUCCUCACGACUCUUGGACUAGCAAAACUACUGGUUGCUUCUGGCCUACUGACCUUCUCCCGGACGUGCUUGCCUCGCAGUGUCCCCGCAUUCUCACUUAUGGCUACAAUGCCAACGUCACUGCCUUCACAGACGGAGCUUCGCGUGAUUCUGUCGUCAGCCAUGCAGAGACUCUUGCAUCCAGUCUCGCUGCUAAUCGAAAUCUGCGAGACUGCUCCAAUCGUCCGAUCGUUUUCAUAUGUCACUCGCUGGGGGGCCUGAUUGUGAAACGCGCCUUGAUAUACUCUCGUAGUCUCUCGAGUGAGAAGACCGAGCAUCUACGCUCCGUCUAUGUUUCGACUUUUGGCAUCCUCUUCCUCGGUACACCUCACAAUGGAUCUGACAUUGCAAAAUGGGGUAUGCUAUUGCAAAAAAUCUGUAAUGCUGUGCUCCCGAAGAAGUUCAUGGAAGCGUCUCCGCAGCUUGUCAAAGCUCUGCGGACCAACAAUGAAACCUUGCAGAACAUUAACAGUCUAUUCGUUGAUAUCAUGGGCCGGUUCCACAUCUACUUCUUCCAUGAAACAAGGUCCACCGAUAUGCAUGGUACCCGCGAAGUGAUCGUCGACGAGCACUCAGCCGCACCAUACAUGGAGGGUGUUGAGAGGGCGGGUAUCGAGGCUGACCACAGUCAUAUGUGCAAGUUUGACGAUGACAAUGCGGCGGGCUAUGAGGUUGUCGCGGAGGCGAUUCUCCGGUACUCACGCCAGGCUCCUGCUGUGAUUACGGAUCGCUGGAUGGAAGAGAGGAAAGCCCGCACCCAGGAAAAGAAGGCUAAGGCUAGGGAAAUCUAUGACGCAAGAAUAGAUGAUCCGGCAAAUCGAAGCAUGCCUGAUUUGAACGAAACAGCCACACUGGCUGACUUCUUCAUAGGCCAAUCCGUAUAUCUGCCGCGCUCUCCUGCGACAGAAGGUCGGAAUUCCCCAGUGUCUGAUCUGGGAAACAGUCAGCUUCUCCAAAUACCCCAGUAUUCCACCAAGGAUUCGGCCCUAUUUGUGGCACCUGCGGGGUUUCAUCCUAAUGCUACCUUUUUUGGAAUGGAGAAAGAACUUGAAGUGUUACAUAACCGCUUGUUCAGGGCCAAGGCGCGUCCAGAAAAGACAAUGGCCGUACUGAUCUCGGGCGGUCCAGGCUCCGGCAAGACACAUCUAGCACGGCAGUACGUAUUCACUCGGCGUGACUGCUACCCAGGAGGCAUAUUUUGGAUUGACGCCAAGUCCCGCGAAUCGACGUACAAGUCCUUUUGGGAGAUUGCACAAGCAGCCACGCUAAUUGAACAGAAAGUGACCGGAAACCCUGAGUAUCACGAGACUCAAAAGUACGUGGAUGCAGUCCGUAAUUGGCUUCAGACACGCAAAGAUUGGCUCCUCGUUUUCGACGGUGUCACCUUCGACUGCGAUGACGAUAUUAAUAAGUUCAGGGAGGUUUUGCCGUGGAGCCAGCAGUGCAGUAUUAUAUACACCUCGGUUGAUACAACACUGCGCAAAAAGCAGCGACUGUACGAGCCAUAUUGCCUGAUGAUCUCGCGGCUGAAAGUGGAAGACGCUUGCAAUCUUCUGUUCAAGGAUCUUGGGAUUAUGCGAGCGACACCCGAGCAAAUCUCGAAGGCUAUCCGGAUAGUUGAGCACUAUGAAUGUCUGCCUUUGGCAAUCCAUGCAAUUGGCCACCGCCUCAAUGCAACGGGUAAACCGAUUGAAAAGUAUCAUGUCAAAUCCCAGGUGACGGACAAGAAGCUCGCAGAGCCUUUCUUGAUCAUCAUGAAUGAUUUGUUUCGAUUGCAGCAAAAGCAGGCGUUGCACUUGAUUAAUCUUCUCUCAUUUCUUGGCCACCAGGUGCCAGUGGGCCUUCUGAGCCUCGGUCGAGCGGCUAUGGCAGCUGCCAAUUUGGAGAUUCAGACCAGUGCCCAAGCUGGAGAAGAUCCUGAUCUCGAUACCACACUUGGGACUCUCAUUCACUAUGGGUUGGUUGAACGGAUUUCAGAUGCCAACCUUUUCCAGCAAGGAUUAUCUGUGCUUCGUUUUGAGGGUGAUCAGAUGAGCUCUGAUGUGAAGACUGUCCCGGAACUCUCAGAUUCCCUAACAGAGAGCAGCCAAGACGAAUUUUUCUCUAUUUACCGUCAUGAAUCAGUGGUUGACGUAGUCAAGAUCCACAGUGUGGUGCAGGGGUUCUGUCGCGAUGAGCUCCGCAUCAGGGACGAGGAGAACAAAGGCAGUAUGAGCAAGAAUGAUCCUGGUUACUUUAAUACUUGGUUGAUUGUUGCCACUCGUUUUCUCAUCACGUCUUACGAAGCUGCUAGGGAGCGGAUGGCUCAUUACGAAGACUGUGGCCUUGUCCGGGACCACCGAGAGUACGAAACUCACGCUUUACGACUGCUUGAGCUCUUCCCAAAGAAAGCGGCAAUCAAUAGCCAUCCACUAAUCGUUCGCGAAACGCGAGAGAAUUUGCGACAAUUGACGAAGUUCAUAGGCAUGCAAAUAGAGCACAUGUCUCCAAGCUCAUCACACCACUCUAUACGGCAUCAAAAGUCGGUUUUCGAUAGGUCAAGCAGCUCGUCAUCAUCCUUUCGCGAUUCGUCAGCCGAUGAAGGUCUAUCGCGCCGGUCUACAUUCAACUGGAGUGAGCUCGGGUCACCUCGAGCGGAAUCUCCCGAAGAGAUCACCAUGCCACAUCCUAAGUUCAGAUUAGAGCUUUUCCCACCACAUAUAUUCAGAGAAGCCGGGUAUGAAUCUGAAGAGGGCUAUGAAACGGACGGCGAAGAUAAGGAAGCAAUUCAAGUCUCUCCGGCCAUGUCACAAAUGAGCCAAGCCACGGACAAACCGAGCAAGAUACCUCCCUCAUCGACUCCUCCACCAAACACUGGCUUAUCGGAGUGGCAAGUAGUCAACAGACGCUCAAGGCCCAGGUUAAAUAAAGGGAACCAGAUAAACAGGUGGAAAAAAGGUCCUCGUCGCGUUAGAGAUACCAAGGUCGACACUCCGCUGGUCAAACUGUCCGAUAUUCAAGGAAGAGGAUCAUCAAGCCGCACAGCCGCUGUCGAAACAAGGAGCUCUUUGAUGUCGGCUUCAGAGGCCGAACAAGCAUUAGAUGCAGUGCGUCGGUCUAGCAACUCUCAAUCGUUUGCCGACGCUCCGCAUCCUACAAUCACUUCUCCACCAGCAAACAAAGAGAACAUGCCGACGUAUGCGACUGUUGCCACUCGACGAAUGUUAGAGGUAGACUCUACAGCGAGACGUCCAUCAUCGUUUUCCACUUUGCAGGCUUUGGAUCUAGGUAGCGGGUUGCAUUCAAAUGGUGGCUUGCAGAUGACACCGUCCACCGAGUCCCUCGACAGUCAAGCGGGCUAUAACUUUACGUCCCCGCUAUCUCAGGAUGUGACUGGAGAAUUAAUGACAGAGCCUCUGAGCCGGACAACCUACAGUGAGCCUGAGUUUGAUAGGCCCAAUUACCACCAAGGAGGAGAUUUAGAUACUGCGCCCGGAUCCCGGGCUCCCUCUCGCAGUCCCUCUCGGCGUGGUUCGCUGGCACAUCUGGAGGUCCCACGAAGUCUAUCUGCAAGCGUGCCAACCCUCACUCCAUAUACACCACCGUUCCCAUACGAUGAGGACAUCUCCGUCGCCUUUUCAAGCCGCAGAAGACCCUCUCAAUUAGCAUCGGGCUCAAUAACAGCUUCAGAUGACCUCAGACCUUAUCCCAUUUCUCACCCAUCUGCGAUUAUGCCUGGCGCAUUGUCAUCGUCUAAUGCCAGCACACAUAUAGGCUCAGCCCCAGAGCGCUCCACCCCUGGGCCAAUGUCACGUAAUUCUUCCGGAUACUCCCAUCAAUCGUGGGCGACAGAGCCCGUGCGGUAUCCCCCACGGUUCUCGCCAACUCCAAGUUUUCAGCAAGGCUCCGUAAUGAUUCCAAGUCCACCGCUGAGCAUGCAGCAUCAACAGCAAAUGUCUGCCGGGACCGGUAGCUGGACAAAUGAAUCGCCUCCUGCAGGCAGUGCUCUCCAGUCAGAUCCCAACUACCCCAGUCCGCCCAUGUCAUCACAUGGACAGUUCAGCUCAAUGGAUGAGCGACUGAAGUAUUCCAACCAGGGCUGGAACCCGGAGACUGAUCCAGUGCGGUAUUUGUACUUUGGCGGACACCGCGUUGAUGUGCGAGAUGCACGACAUCGACUCCAUGGAGUUACCCGGCUGAUGCCCCGGCAGCCCCAGCAGUAUCAACUAUACCAUCCGAAUUUGUCGGGUCCUUUGAUUCAACACGAUGGUCAGGUCUAUGGGCCUGCACCCCGGCAAGCGGUGUAUGGGACUCGUACGCGCAGUGGGAGCUCUCCUACGCGUCUUGAUUAUGAUGGCUUUGGUAUGCGGUUCCCAUGA
This is a messenger RNA of Penicillium vulpinum, 4515 nucleotides long. RefSeq lists its product as uncharacterized. The transcript has 4 exons. Bases 1 to 4515 code for a protein of 1504 amino acids. Lineage: Eukaryota; Fungi; Ascomycota; Eurotiomycetes; Eurotiales; Aspergillaceae. Gene Ontology annotation, molecular function: ADP binding. The record is from RefSeq and is a predicted model, not a curated record.